AUGACUGCAAGUGGUGUCGGCACCGAGCUGUCGGCAAAACGCCGACAGUUUGCGGGUGAGUCUGGAUUCAAAGGCCUCGUGAGCAAUGGCAGGACCUUCGCGAUCGCUCUUUUCGCGUCUUUGGGAGGCCUAGUUUACGGAUACAAUCAAGGAAUGUUCUCGUCAAUUUUGACUAUGAACUCGUUUCAAAAGCAGAUCAAAGGCUAUGCCGCCGAAACCGGAACUAAACAAGCCAUCGUGACUGCAAUCCUGGAGCUUGGCGCAUGGGUAGGCACUUUGCUGAAUGGAUGGCUUGCAGACGCAAUUGGCCGACGUGCAACAACAAUUCUUGCUGUCAUUGUCUUUUGUAUUGGUGUCAUAGUCCAAGCGAAUACCAAGGCCGUCAGCUACAUUCUUGGCGGACGAUUUGUCACCGGCUUGGGUGUGGGUAGUUUGAGCAUGAUCGUACCUCUGUACAAUGCAGAGCUGGCCCCGCCAGAAAUUCGUGGUUCUUUGGUCGCCGUUCAGCAGUUGGCAAUUACCUUUGGUAUUAUGGUCAGUUUCUGGAUUGGAUAUGGAUGCAACUUCAUCGGCGGCACGGGCGAGACUCAAUCGCAAGCUGCGUGGCUGGUUCCAGUUUGUAUCCAACUGGCCCCUGCUAUAGUACUUGGUAUUGGCAUGGCAGUAUUCAUGCCCCAGUCCCCCCGUCACUUAAUGAACACAGGUCGCGAGGAAGAAUGUCUCGAAGUUCUGGCUUGGUUGCGUGGUAGAAACACGGACGAUAUGCUGGUCCGCAUUGAGUACUUAGAAGUCAAGGCCAUGCAUAUGUUUGAAAAGGAGACUUCUGCCACGAGAUACCCGCAGUACCAAGAUGGAUCUAGAAAGAGCCGCCUCAUGAUUCUCAUCAAUGACUACAAAUCUCUUGUGACUAACCCUUCUCUUUUCAAACGUUCCACUGUUGCUGUGAGUAGCGUUGAUGAAUCCAGUUUCCCCACUCUUAACCACUUUCUGAUCCUUGAGCCUCAGUGUUUGAUUAUGGUAUUCCAGCAAUGGAAUGGAAUUAAUGCCAUCAAUUACUACGCGCCAUUUAUCUUCAAAGGCAUAGGCUUGACCGGUAACACCAUUGAUCUUCUUGCCACUGGUGUCGUCGGCAUCAUGGAGUUUGUUUUCACCAUUCCCGCCGUUCUAUGGGUUGACAAGUUUGGAAGAAAGAGCAUUCUCAUUGCUGGUGCUCUUGGCAUGGCAUCAUGUCAUUUCAUCGUCGCGGGAAUAAUCGGCGCCUACAAAGAUAGCUUUGAAACACACAAGUCUGCUGCCUGGGCUGGGGUGGUCUUCGUCUGGAUUUACUGCAUCAAUUUCGGUUAUUCAUGGGGCCCAGUGGCCUGGAUUGUUGUAUCGGAAGUAUUUCCUUUAUCCAUGCGUGCCAAAGGCGUCGCUCUUGGUGGAAGCAGUAACUGGCUCAAUAACUUUGCCGUUGGAAUGGCUACUUCGCCUUUUAUUUCCAAUACUCAAUUUGGAGCAUUCAUCUUUUUCGGUUGCGUCACCUUGAUUGGUGUCUUUUAUGUCUGGUUCUUCGUUCCCGAAACUAAAGGCCGUACCCUUGAGGAGAUGGAUGAGCUCUUCGGUGUCACAGGUAUCGCGGCUGCUGAUGAGGAGCGCAAGCGUCGGAUUGAAAGAGAAAUUGGUCUACUAGCAUUGCUUGGCGAAGAUGAUGGAUACAUCGAAGAACCCAAGACUGGCUCAGAUGAAGUAAUUGAGCACAAGGCCCAGGGUGUGGAGCCUAUUGAACUUGCAUCAAAAGAUGCGUAA
Penicillium macrosclerotiorum is the source of this 1788-nucleotide messenger RNA. RefSeq lists its product as uncharacterized. The coding region runs from base 1 to 1788 and encodes 595 amino acids. Gene Ontology annotation, molecular function: carbohydrate:proton symporter activity. The record is from RefSeq and is a predicted model, not a curated record. The transcript has 6 exons. Gene Ontology annotation, cellular component: membrane. Lineage: Eukaryota; Fungi; Ascomycota; Eurotiomycetes; Eurotiales; Aspergillaceae. Gene Ontology annotation, biological process: transmembrane transport; carbohydrate transport.